This is a messenger RNA of Pangasianodon hypophthalmus (striped catfish), 8053 nucleotides long. It is a transcript of the gene cita, whose product is annotated as citron rho-interacting serine/threonine kinase a. The transcript has 49 exons. Gene Ontology annotation, molecular function: protein serine/threonine kinase activity; ATP binding. The coding region runs from base 158 to 6508 and encodes 2116 amino acids. Gene Ontology annotation, cellular component: cytoplasm; cytoskeleton. Lineage: Eukaryota; Metazoa; Chordata; Actinopteri; Siluriformes; Pangasiidae. Gene Ontology annotation, biological process: peptidyl-threonine phosphorylation; actomyosin structure organization; mitotic cytokinesis. The record is from RefSeq and is a predicted model, not a curated record.
AGCUGUUUAGGAGCGCGCGCAAAAUUUGAAAGUCACCCGGAAGUGACAACGCUUUUAGCAGCAGUGAUGUUUUGAAUACGCGCGUGAAGUAGGAUUAUUUAGACAAAUAUUUUUGUCAGUUUUUGAAUACAACACUAUACUCUUAUGCGUAUUUGCAAUGUUGAAGUUUAAAUAUGGAGGACAUGGCAGCGUUAAGGAUCUGGCCUCAGUGGAGCCCAUCACAAGCCGCAGCUCAAGACUUAACCAGAUCUUCCAGGGGAAGAGCAGUGCGUAUGGCUCGGCUGGAGGAAGCGAGUUGAGGAGGGAGACCUUGUUGGAUGCUUUGCUUCUGCUCUAUCAGGAGUGCAGCUCUCCAGAGCUCAUGAAGAUCAGACAUGUGGCCAGAUUUGUCAACAAAUUCUCAGACGUGGUGGCAGAGCUCCAGCAGCUGCAGCCGUCUAAGAAAGAUUUCGAGGUGAGAGGAGUGGUGGGCCGUGGCCGCUUCGCUGAGGUGCAGGUGGUGAAAGAGAAGGCCACAGGAGACGUGUACGCCAUGAAGGUGAUGGACAAGCACUGCCUGCGCACACAGGACAAUGUGGCGUUCUACGAGGAGGAGCGGGCCAUUCUGGCUCUCAGCAGCAGUCCCUGGAUACCACAGCUCCAGUACGCCUUUCAGGACCAGGAUAACGUCUACCUGGUGAUGGAAUACCUGCCUGGAGGAGAUCUCAUGGCACUGCUGAACAGAUACGAGGAUCAGUUUGACGAGUCGAUGGCUCAGUUUUAUCUGGCAGAGCUGGUGCAGGCCAUCCACACUGUGCACCAGAUGGGAUACGUCCAUAGAGACGUAAAACCAGAGAAUGUUCUUAUUGACCGUACAGGACACAUUAAGCUGGCAGACUUCGGCUCUGCUUCUAAACUAACCGCAAAUAAAUCGGUGGGCUCAUCCAAGCUUCCAGUUGGCACUCAGGACUUCCUGGCCCCGGAGGUUCUCUCAGCCCUGAACGGGGGUUCUCAGUGCAGUUACGGUCCCGAGUGUGACUGGUGGUCUUUGGGGGUUAUCGCGUAUGAAAUGAUCUACAUGAAGUCGCCUUUCACUGAUGGGACCUCAGCUAAAACUAUCAACAACAUCAUGAACUUCCAGCGUUAUCUGAAGUUCCCUGAGGAUCCCAAGGCCAGCUCUCAGUUUGUGGACCUUGUGCAGAGUUUGCUGUGUGUGGCACGGGAACGGCUCGGCUACGAGGGCCUGCGCUCUCACCCCUUCUUCUCCAGCGUCGACUGGAGCGGCCUCAGACAUGCUGUCCCUCCCUUCGUUCCCUCGCUCCGUGCCGAAGAUGACACGUCCAAUUUUGAGGAGCCGGAGAGGGCCCCUCGGCGUGCACACGCUGCCCAGCGAGAGCCCCCGCACCCGGGCUUUCAGGGACAAGACCUGCCCUUUCUAGGCUGGUUCUUCAGCCGGGCCCUAACUGCACUGGCCAAAUCUGAAUCAGUGGCGGCAGGCCUCAACUCCCCUGCCAAGUCCAACUCAAUGGAAAAAAAACUGCAACUAAAAAGCAAAGAACUUCAAGACACCCAAGACAAAUGUCACAAGAUGGAGCAGGAGAUCUCGCGCUUCCAGCGUAAGAUGACCGACCUGGAGUCGGUGCUCCAGCAGAAGGACGUGGAGCUCAAGGCCUCCGAGACACAAAGGAGCAUUCUGGAGCAGGACCUCGCCACCUACAUCACCGAAUGCAGCAGUCUGAAGCGCAGCUUGGAGCAGGCGCGUGUCGAGGUGUCUCAGGAGGAUGACAAGGCUCUACAGCUGCUCCAUGAUAUUCGAGAGCAGAGCAACAAGCUGCAGGAGAUUAAAGAACAGGAGUACCACGCUCAGCUGGAGGAGAUGCAGGUGACCAUCAGGCAGCUGGAGGAGGAUCUGUCUGCUGCCCGGCGUCGUAGCGAUCUGUACGAAGCUGAGCUGCGAGACUCGCGCCAGACAAGCGAAGAGCUCAAGAGGAAGGCUGCAGACUACCAGCAGAGAAUCCAGAAGGCUAAAGAGCAGGGCAAGGUUGAGGCGGAAGAGCUGCUCACCAAGCUGGAGAAGACCAAUGCAGAGCAGCAGUUGAAGAUCCAGGAGUUACAGGAUAAGCUGUCUAAGGCGGUGAAGGCGAGCACGGAGGCCACAGAGCUUCUGCAGAACAUUCGUCAGGCCAAAGAGCGGCUGGAGCGUGAACUGGAGCGGCUGCGUAGCAAAACGGAUCCCAGCGACACACUGCGCAGACGUCUGCGCGAGACUGAGGAAGGCAGAAAGACUCUGGAGAACCAAGUGAAGAGGCUAGAGAUGGUGGAGCGAAGAGAGAAUAAACUGAAAGAUGACAUUCAGACCAAAUCGCAGCAGAUCCAGCAGAUGGCUGAGAAGAUCCUGGAACUGGAAGAGAACCUGAGGGAAACUCAAGCCACCGCCCAGAGGAUGGAGGCCCACCUAGUCCAGAAGGAAAGGCUGUAUGAAGACAAGAUCAAGGUGCUGGAGGCUCAGAUGAAGGCAGACUUGGCUGAUAAGGACAUACUGGAGGCCAAGCGAGCUCAGCAUGAAGAGGAAGUGCGUGAGAAAGGCAAACUCCUCAGCGAACAGAAAGCUACCAUCAAUGCCAUGGAAAAUAAGAUGAAGAGUCUGGAACAGCGUAUUGCUGAGCUCUCUGAGGCCAACAAACUGGCAGCCAACAGCAGCAUCUACACCCAGAAAAACAUGAAAGCACAGGAGGAGAUGAUCUCGGAGCUGCGUCAGCAGAAGUUCUACCUGGAGUCGCAGGCAGGAAAGCUGGAGGCUCAAAACGCCAAGCUGGAGGAGCAUCUGGAGAAGAUGAGUCAGCAGGAGCAGAGCAAGAAAAGCCGGCUGAUAGAGCUGGAGACCAGAUUGCGAGAGAUGGGUCUGGAGCAUGAGGAGCAGAAGCUGGAGCUAAAAAGGCAGGUGACGGAGCUGACGCUGUCACUGCAGGAGCGAGAGUCUCAGAUCAGCAGUCUGCAGGCGGCACGUCAUGCUCUGGAAAGCCAACUACAACAGGCCAAGACCGAGCUGGAGGAGACCACGGCCGAGGCUGAGGAGGAGAUCACUGCUCUUAGAGCUCACAGAGAUGAAAUUCAGCGCAAGUUUGAUGCCCUGAGGGACAGCUGCUCGGUGAUCACAGACCUGGAGGAGCAGCUGACCCAGCUGACCCAGGAGAAUGCCGAGCUGAACCGGCAGAACUUCUACCUGUCCAAACAGCUGGAUGAGGUGACGGACGAGAGCGAGGAAAGACUACAGCUCAGCCAGGAUGUGGAGCGUCUACGCCGAGAGGUGGCUGACAGAGAGAUGCACCUGAACAAUCAGAAACAGAACAUUGAGACCUUGAAGACGACGUGCAGCAUGCUCGAGGAGCAAGUGGUAGAGCUGGAGACGCUGAAUGACGAGCUUCUAGAGAAAGAGAGACAGUGGGAGAACUGGCGCUCAGCCCUGGAGGAUGAGAAGGAGCAAGCAGAGCGACGCACACGCGACCUUCAGCGCCUCCUCGAUAACGAGAAACAGAACCGACUACGUGCUGAUCAGCGCAGCACUGAAUCCCGCCAGGCUGUGGAGCUGGCUGUGCGCGAACACAAGGCCGAAAUCCUCGCCCUCCAGCAGGCGCUCAAGGAGCAGAGGCUCAAAGCUGAGAGUCUGUCUGAUACAUUGAAUGACCUGGAGAAGAAGCAUGCCAUGUUGGAGAUGAACGCUCGCAGCCUCCAGCAGAAACUAGAGACUGAGAGAGAGCUCAAGCAGAGGCUGAUGGAGGAGCAAGGAAAGCUGCAGCAACAGAUGGACCUCCAGAAGACCCAUAUCUUCAGACUGACUCAGGGUCUGCAGGAAGCACUGGACCAAACUGACCUGCUCAAGACUGAGAGAACAGACCUUGAGUACCAGCUAGAAAAUAUACAGGCCGUGUACUCUCAUGAGAAGGUGAAGAUGGAAGGCACGAUCUCUCAGCAGACCAAACUCAUUGACUUCCUUCAGGCCAAGAUGGACCAACCCAUCAAGAAAAAGAAGGGUAUUUUUGGACGUCGGCGGGAGGAGAUGGUUGCUGUCGGUAACGGGGCAGCAGGCAUGGCACAGGGGCAGCCGGCAGUGCCUAUGCAGUACAGCGACAUGAAGGCGGCACUAGAGAAGGAGCGAGCACGGUGCACUGAGCUGGAGGAGGCCCUACAAAAGAUGAGGAUAGAGCUGCGCUCACUGAGAGAAGAGGCGGCUCACUUCAAGGCCCAGGAGCAUGUGGCCCCCUCCACACCGGCCUCAGCCCGUCACCAGCUCCUUAUGUCGGCCAUCGUUAAGUCUCCUGAACGGCAGCCAAAUCCAAGCAGCCUGCUGAACCCAGCCAGCUCGGCCCGACGCAAGGAGACCUCCACUCCCGAGGAGAAGAGGAGGGUUACAUUCGAAAAGUAUGGGCGGCGUGUGAAGGAGAGGAUGCACCAUAACAUUCCUCACCGCUUUACAGUGGGACUCAACAUGAGAGCCGCCAAAUGUGCAGUCUGCCUGGACACUGUGCACUUUGGUAGACAGGCUGCAACCUGCCUGGAAUGUCAUACUCUGUGCCAUCCCAAGUGCUCCCCCUGUCUUCCUGCUACGUGUGGUCUGCCUCCGGAGUAUGCCACCCACUUCUCUGAGGCUCUGUGCAGGGACAAGGCCAACUCUCCAGCGCUGCAGGUCAAAGAAGCUUCUGGACAUGUGCGCCUGGAAGGCUGGAUGAAGCAGCCUAGGAAUGGGAAGCGAGGUCAGCAGGGCUGGGAGAGCAAGUAUGUAGUUCUGGACGGAACUAAAGUCUCCAUCUACGAGUCAGAACCCAGAGAAGAUUCAGUGAAGCCACAGGAGGAGUUUGAACUGUGUUUACCUGAUGGUGAGGUGACAGUCCAUGGCGCUGUGGGAGCCUCUGAGCUCAUCAACACUGCAAAGUCAGAUAUACCAUACGUACUGAAGCUUGAGUCUCAUCCACACACAACAUGUUGGCCUGGUCAGUCGCUCUACUUCAUGGCCCCCAGUUUCCCUGAUAAACAGCGCUGGGUGGCUGUUCUGGAGUCAGUGGUUGCUGGCAGCAGGAGCUCACGUGAAAAAUCAGAGUCUGAUGCAGCAGGUGUAGCUAAACGACAGAAGACUCUCUCUCCACUAGUACAGAAACUUUUGGGGAAUUCCUUGUUGAAGCUGGAGGGUGAUGACCGGUUGGAUAUCAACUGUACUUUACCACUGACUGAUCAGAUUGUAAUGGUGGGUUCAGAAGAGGGUCUGUAUGCUCUGAAUGUGAUAAAGAACUCUCUGACUCACAUCCCGGGCCUGACCUCCGUCUUCCAAAUCCAGAUUCUCAAAGAGCUCGACAAAUUGCUCAUGAUCACAGGAGAGGAGCGAGCUCUGUGUCUGGUGGAGAUUAAAAGAGUGAAGCAGUCUCUGUCUCAGUCUCACCUGCCUGCCCAGCCUGAACUCUGUCCUUAUAUCUUUGAGGCAGUGAAGGGAUGUCAUCUCUUUGCCUCUGGCAAGAUUGAGAAUGGGAUGUGUAUCUGUGCUGCAAUGCCAAAUAAGAUCACUAUCCUGCGCUACAACGAAAGCCUCAGCAAGUUCUGCAUCAGGAAGGAGAUUGAGACCUCCGAGCCCUGCAGCUGCAUCCACUUCACAGGUUACAGCAUCAUCAUCGGCACAAACAAGUUCUAUGAGAUCGAGAUGAAGCAGUAUGUGCUGGAGGAGUUCCUGGAUAAGAAUGAUGUGACGCUGGCCUCGGCCGUGUUCGCCGCUUCCUCGCACAGCUUCCCCAUCUCCAUCAUUCAGGUGUCCUGCGCCCCACAGAAGGAUGAGUACCUGCUCUGCUUCCACGAGUUUGGAGUGUUUGUAGAUGCAUAUGGCCGCCGGAGUCGCAGCGACGAUAUCAAAUGGAGUAGACUGCCUCUGUCCUUCGCCUACAGAGAGCCGUACUUGUUCGUCACUUACUUCAACUCUCUAGAUGUGAUUGAGGUUCAGAGCCACUCUGCGCUGGGGCCUCACGCCUACGCCCACCUGGACAUCCCUAGCCCACGGUACCUGGGUCCUGCCAUCUCAUCUGGCGCUGUGUACCUAGCCUCUUCUUACCAGAACAAGCUGAGGGUCAUCUGCUGCAAGGGCAACCUGGUGCAGGAGAGCUCCGCCUCCGAGCCUCAGAGAAACGGCUCCACCCGCAGCAGCCCAAACAAGCGUGGUCCACCCUCCUACAACGAGCACAUCUCGAAGCGUCUGGCUGCGGGCCCCGUGCCUCAGGACAGCAUGCAGCAGGUGGCCACACCGCGCCGGUACCGUGAGGCUCGGACCGAGUUCCGCAGAGACGCGUCUCCCUCCGGACCGCUGGAAAGGGAGAAGUCCCCGGGCCGCCUGGUGGACAGGGGUAUGGAUACCCGGCUCGAGCGUUCACCCGCCCGAGUGAUGGAGCUGAGGAGGGAGAGGUCACCCGGUCGUGCAUUUGAGAGGCUGCACACGGGCUCGUCCCGCACACCAAUCAAUGGUGUCAACAAGGUGUGGGAUCAGUCAUCGGUGUAAGUGAGGGAGAGAGACGAACCCAGCCCAUCUUUUUAUUGUAUUUUACCAAAAAGAAGAUUGUCGUAAGUCAUGUGACCCAGGCAACUACCCCAUGGGCGAAAACAGAGGCACCGUAUGAAACCCCUGCACAGUAACGCUGACACAGCACAAUCUCUCACUGUAGACGCCUUACGUAAGAUUAAUAUUAGUGACACCCACCUGGCCAGCAGUAUGUAGUGAUACUAACAUUUCUAAACUUCCUUGGAGGGGUUGCUUGGUUACAUGAGUAUUUUUUUUUCCGCCUUGAUGUGGAAUAUGGAAAUAAUUCCAUGUCAAUUGUCAGAAAUGCGCAAAUGGAGGAAUAUGACACAUAUGACCCUUUACUGUUCUGUUCACUCUGUUCUUUUUUUUUCUGUCCCUUUUUCCUGAGCCUGAAAGCACCACAGCACAAAGAUCGUUACGAGACGGUCGAAUGAGCACCACUCUGAGCACCGUCUCUAAUCUUCAGCAUGAUCUUAACACUGUGAUGCUUUUUGGAGAGCAGGCUCUGCACACUCUCUGACGUCUGUCUGUCUGUCUGUCUGUCUCUUCCUCUCUGUCUCCACUCUACCCACACUACACGGCCCCUGUUGAAGGAACAGGAACUUUGUAACACUUCAGGAUGUCAUGUGACACUUGUAUAUAAGCGGUUUCUUUUUUUAAAAGGGAAUACUAAGGCUGGUUAAGCCAUGUCUAUUUUUGUUAAUGAAAAAAAAAGUGAGAAGCUCAUUUGUAAACAUUUCCUCUUGAAUGUCCAGAUGAACCAUGUGGACCGUAUACGACGUCCAUGCGUAUGCUUCAAAGUGGAACAUUUAGCUUGGGUCUGUUUUACUGGUGUACGUGAUCAUCUUGUUGAAGCAAAUUCACAUACUGGCUCUCAAGGCUCCGUAAAUUUUGUACCAUUUUGCUGCCCGAUCAGCUCCAUUAAAGUUGUAAGAUAUGUAUCUAUAGUGUUUAACUGUUGUUUCAGAGCACUAGAAGACAAUUAUAAAGCAUUGUGACAAUGUUUGUUUUUUUAUGGCACAGAAAAACGUAAUGAGAGCGACAGCGGUCUGAUAAAGCCGCAUGUUAUAUAUAUUGGAAGGUCCUGGUUUAUUAGUUGAGCCAGCAUGACCUUUGACCCUCAGGAUAUGAAUGAAUGAAUAGCAGAAAUAUGAGCAGAGUACUAUUUCUAUUGGAAUGAAUGCUAUACUGACGAUCAGCUAUCCAUAGUAACUUCUCUGUAUAUCGUUCCAGCAGUGAAGCGCUGAGUCACUAUGAUAGCCAUUCGUACCGUGCCGUCUCACUCUGUAGCAUGUAAACUGUGUGAGGAACAAACCAGAACAAACACACUUGUUCCGUUACGGCCUCUUGUUUCCUUUCCUUGUUACUUGAUGCACUUCCUCCAUUGUGCUCUUAACGCUGAUGUCCAACAACUGCUGACAAGUAGCUUUCAUUGUAGUUUUUACUUUUUCUUUCUUUCUUUUCUUUUUUUUAAAUGUCAAAGCAUUAAGUAUACUACUAACUAUUAAAAGAAGCUCUAUCUUU